UGGUAUCAAUUUUCUCUUUCAAGCAAGUGAUCAGAACAGAGAAACGCAGCAGAGGAAAGUGUUCUCUUCCUUCUCCCCAACAAAGCAAAUCGUGAUCCAAUCCACGGACAACCACCACACCACCGCCGGUCAGCCGCCGCGACCACUCGCCUACUCCUCAUCCUCCUCCUCCAUCUUCUGUGUUGUGUUUAAAGAGCUAUCUCCAUCUCUCUCCACAAACCCUAGUUCUUGUAAAUUGUAAGAUAGAAAAAUCAAUUGUUUCUUAGAUUAACUUUAAGAAACAAUGGAUAAAAAAUGGAUGUUUGCGGACCAAUUUUCAGAGGAAUAUGAAAAUGGAGUAGAAGAGUUUGUUAAGAUUGCUGUGAAACAUGCCACUGACCGCGAUCGAAUCAUUUGUCCUUGCUUAAAUUGUUGUUAUGGAGGAAGGGGUAAUGGGGUUGUGUUGCGAAAUCAUUUACUGGCGAACGGAAUUGAUCGAAGCUACACAUGUUGGACAAUGCAUAGUGAGAUGAGUAACAACAACGUAGAUUUUCAGAAUAAUGAGACAUAUGAAUCAAAUGAAUUUGACACAAAUACAUUUGACCAUGAUCGAGUUGACGAAAUGCUAGAUGUAGUUGAAGAAGAUCUUCGGGAUUGUCCUGAAAUGUUUGAGAGAUUGGUUAGUGAUUCAGAGAAACCAUUAUACGAUGGUUGCAGCAAAUUCACAAGAAUGUCUGUAGUAUUGAAGUUGUACAAUAUAAAAGCGAGAAAUGGAUGGUCUGAUAAAAGCUUCACAGACUUGUUAACCCUUCUGAUAGAUAUGCUGCUAAAGGAUAAUGUUCUUCCUAGUAGAAACUAUGAAGCCAAAAAAAUGUUGUGCUCGAUUGGCAUGAGUUAUGAAAAGAUACACGCUUGUCCUAACGAUUGCAUUUUGUUUCGAAAUGAAUACGCAUCGUUAAAUGAGUGUCCUAAAUGUAAUGUCUCUCGAUAUAAGAAAGAAUUUAUUCCUGCGAAAGUCGUAUGGUAUCUUCCUAUAAUACCGAGAUUCGGGCGCAUGUUUAGUAGUGAAGUUGAUGCAAAACAUUUGACAUGGCACAAAUAUGAUAGAAUUAGAGAUGGGAAGUUUCGGCACCCUGCAGAUUCGCCACAGUGGGCUAAAAUUGAUCAUGAUUAUCCUGAUUUUGGGAAAGAAGCAAGAAAUCUACGCUUGGCACUGUCUACUGAUGGAAUGAACGCACAUGGUUUUCAAAGUAUCCCAAAUACCGUAUGGCCUGUGAUUUUGGUGAUUUAUAACUUGCCUCCAUGGUUAUGUAUGAAGCGUAAGUUCAUGAUGUUGUCGAUGUUAAUUUAUGGGCGCAAUCAACCAGGGAAUGAUAUUGACGUGUACUUGGCACCUUUAAUUGAUGAUUUGAAGCGUUUGUGGGAGACAGGAGUGGAGGUUUAUGAUGGAUAUAAGAAAGAAAACUUCAAUUUGAGGGCGAUGUUGUUUGGCACCAUUAAUGAUUUUCCAGCAUAUGGAAAUCUAUCAGGAUAUAGUGUUAAAGGUAAGAAAGCGUGUCCUAUUUGUGAAGAGGAAACUGAAACGUUGCGGUUGGAAAAUUGUCAGAAGAAUAUCUUUCUCGGUCAUCGUAAAUUCUUGCCUUCUAAUCAUCGCUACCGUGGGUGGAGAAAAGCAUUCAAUGGAAAACCAGAAAAAGGUGUAGCUCCAGUUGCAUUAACGGGUGAUCAACUAUUUGAAAAGGUGAAGGACAUGAGCAAUAAAUUUGGCAAACCUUUUGCAAAAGAUCUUGUUAAAAGCGGGUGGAAGAAGAAGUCAAUUUUCUUUGAACUCCCAUAUUGGAAGUCAUUAUAUGUAAGACAUUUCCUUGAUGUGAUGCAUAUUGAAAAAAACGUAUUUGAUAGCAUUAUUGGUACGCUACUAAAUGUACUUGGAAAGUCGAAGGAUGGCAUUAAUGCGAGGUUGGACUUAAUGGAUAUGGGAAUUAGAACUGAAUUGGCACCCGUGAAAGACGGAAAGCGCACAUUUUUACCACCUGCGGCUCAUACUUUAUCAAGAAAGGAGAAAAAAGUAUUGUGUCAGUUUCUUCAUGAAGUUAAAGUUCCAGAAGGGUACUCAUCAAACAUUAGUAAUUUUGUAUCUAUGAAAGACCUCAAGAUAAGGGGUUUGAAGUCUCAUGAUUGCCAUGUUUUGAUGGAACACAUGUUACCAAUAGGUAUACGUUCCAUUUUGCCUGAAAACGUUAGAAGUGCAAUCACUAAACUUUGUUUCUUCUUCAGGGCGAUUUGUAGUAAAGUGAUCAAUCCAGAGAGCUUACAAACAUUGCAAAGAGAAAUUAGUGUUACUUUGUGUGAGCUUGAGAUGUACUUCCCACCCUCAUUUUUUGACAUUAUGGUUCAUCUAACUAUUCAUCUAGUGAAAGAGACACAAAUGUGUGGACCGGCUUAUAUGAGAUGGAUGUACCCUACUGAGCGUUAUAUGAAAAUAUUAAAAGGCUAUGUGAAAAAUCAAAGUCGGCCAGAGGGUUGUAUUGUUGAACGGUACAUCGUUGAAGAAGCUAUUGAAUUUCACACUGAAUAUUUGUCCAACGUUGAAUCCAUUGGACUUCCUAAUACGUCUCAUACGUCAGAAAGAAUAACUGGAAAAGGGCUACGUGGAAAAAAACUAGUGACAAUAUUGAAGACUGAAUUGGAGCAAGUACAAUUAUAUAUUUUGCACAAUGAUGAUGAGGUUGAGCCGUAUGUUAAAAAACACAAGGAUGUACUGAAUACUUUGAACCCAAAUAGAAGUGAAAAUUGGAUAGCACGGGAACACAAUCGAAAUUUUGUAACAUGGUUUAAAAAUCAUAUUUAUUCGAAGUUGUCUGAAGAUCCUGCUUUAGUUUCAGAACGAUUGGCAUUCUUAUCACGUGGUCCCAAUUCACAUGUCUAUUCUUACACUGGAUAUGCAAUUAACGGCUACACAUUUUAUACCAAAGAACAAGAUGAUAAAAGCACUAUGCAAAAUAGUAGUGUCACCCUAGUAGCUGAAUCGAUGCACAUCUCAAGUGCCGAGGAGACAAACCCAGCAUACACAAAUCUAUCAUAUUUUGGGGUUAUCAAGUGCAUUCGGGAGUUCGAUUACACAAUGUUUCGAGUUCCUGUAUUUGGGUGUACGUGGGUUGAUAAUAAAAAUGGUGUUCGGAAUGAUGAGCCUGGUUUUUUGAAGGUGGAUCUUAAUAGAGUGGGGUACGAAGAUGAGCCUUUCAUUUUAGCGUCACAAGCUAAACAAGUAUUCUAUGUCACUGAUCCCGCUAAUGUAAAAUGGUCCAUGGUACUUUUGACCAACAAAGUUAGAGAUGAUAACAAUACAAAUCAAGAUGAUGAGGACGUUGAGGAUGAUCCUUUCUUAGCAAAUCCACGAUCACCUGAAACUGGUCCUACUAUAGAUGAUGAUUUUUAUGUUAGAGAUGAUCAUGCUGAGGGAAUUUCCAUCGAUCCAUCAUUCCAUGUAGUCAAAAAAAAGAAAAAAUGUAUUGCCGCAAAAAAAAAAAAAAAAAAGAUCUAAAAACUCUUAAGUUCUACGGUUGUUAUUGAAGAUAAUAUUUCUUUAUAAGUACUCUUCUAAUUAGUAGCUUCUUUGUGUAAUAAAAUUCACUGUAUUCAUUGAAUGAUCAUUAAAUCUUGAUAAUUCGUUGUGAUUAAAGUAUACCCACCCUUCUAUUUUCUACUUUUUGUUUGAAGAACGUAUUUCUGUUAUGAAUGUUUGUCAAACCAUGAUCAUGAAUGUAUUUCUAUUAUGAAUGUUUGUUAAACCAUGAACGCAUUUAUGUAAUUUUUUAUAUUUUCUUAUUGCAGAUCAAUGGAGUAUUAUGAUGAAGACAACGACUAUGAUCCUGACAAUGAGGAAAGUGACAAUGAGGAAAGUGACUCCCGAAAUGAUGGAAGCAACUCUAUUGAGCGUGAGAUCACGCGUGGGAUAACCCUUAUGAAGAAUGUCAUCCGCGCAAGAGAUAAAGGAGUCAAAUAUGAGGUGUCAUGGAAUGUUCGUAAUCAACCAAUUGGGACUUACUCCGCAACGUUUGCAAGUUUCGUUGGUGCCGAUGUUCGUAGACACAUUCCAAUCACUUGUGAUCAAUGGAAGAGCACAAGUUAUUUAUUCUACCAUUUUAUAUACAUAAGCCUAUUGGACAUUGGGUGUUAUUUGUCAUUAAUCCCAUAUCGGAAAUCAUAUAUUAUAUGGAUCCAUUACUCAAUGACUAUAUGAAUUACCCAAAAAUGAAGAGUAUGUUUGACACAGUUCUAAAGGUAUUUCGCGCUGCAAGGAACGCUCAAGUAUCAAAGAAUAAAUUUAACAACAUAUCAUGGGUCCGAGUACAGUGUCCUCGCCAAGAAAAUGGUAUAGAUUGCGGGUACUUUGUGAUGAGGUUUAUGAAAGAGAUUCUCAUUUCGAAACUAAAUGAGAUUCCAAAGCUGUACAUUGAGGGUUUCAAGUGUGCGACAUACUCAAAUGAUAAACUAAGAGAAAUCCAAGAAGAAUGGUGUCAGUUCAUGAUGAGCCUUUUGUUUAUAUGAUAUUUUUAUGAUAAGGGUGGUGGAGAGUGAACAAAAUUUGGAAAUUUUGCCUGCUUUUUGUGAAUAUAAAUUUUGAGACGACCAAGAAGAUAGAUGAAGACAUGCUACCAUAGAAGAUUUUGAUCUUAUAUUAACUAAUUAAUUAGUUGUAACUUUCAGAUAUCCAUGUUACCAUAUUAGUGGCUAUGUAUUAGUGGCUAUGUACAUUUCUGACAUUUAUGCUAUAUAUACAUACAUUUUUUAUGAUA
Medicago truncatula (barrel medic) is the source of this 4778-nucleotide messenger RNA. RefSeq lists its product as uncharacterized. Lineage: Eukaryota; Viridiplantae; Streptophyta; Magnoliopsida; Fabales; Fabaceae. The transcript has 8 exons. The record is from RefSeq and is a predicted model, not a curated record. Bases 284 to 3523 code for a protein of 1079 amino acids.